GUGCAUCCAAUUCGUAUCUCUCACUUACUUCAAGGUCACUUUCUAUUAUCCUUCCCAUGACAAUAAUUGUCUAGCCAACGCACCUUCCUAGUCGAAUUCCCAAAGUGUAUCGGUAUUUCCGAAUCAUGAACUCGACAAAAUUUUCUUUUGUUCCUUCACGCAGGCUGUGAAUGCCGUAUACGUAUUACUCUGAUAGUUAUCAAGUUCCAUCUAGAUGAGGAAAACAGCACCAUGGCUGAAGCCCACCAUAAAAGAGCUGGACCUCAGGCGCUGUCCCAAGAGCUCAUUGACAGUAUUACCGACGAGGUAUCGCACUUGGACGACGAUGAUCGUGUGCCAACCUUGUGCAGUUUAUGCCUAACAUCUCGGCAAGUGAGCAUACGAGCCAAAGCACACCUCUUCCGAGUGAUUUCCAUCACUCUGGACUCUGAAACAAUUCCUGCACGGAGAAUCUCUGAGCUCCGCCGUCUCUUCAAAUCGAACCCAGGUCUCGCGCCAUUGGUCAAGUGCUUUAUCACAGAUGACGCUUGCACGCCCGACACUAGCAUUUCAAAGUCACGCAGCUUCUCGUUUAUCAUGGAAGAUAUGAAAAACCUGACGCUUAUCCAAUUGGAAGCUAUCGAGCUUUACAGCCUCCCCAGACGGGACGCCUUUUUUGCUGCCUUUUCCGCCUGCACCAAACUCACCGACGUUCGUCUGGAAGGAAUUACGCUUCAUUUUCAAGGGUUACAGACUAUUCUAACCUCUGUGCCUCUUGAUUGCCUUCGCUUGUCCGAUGUAUGUGUCCUUGAACUUCAGGGACCAAAGUUCCGUCGCGACGAGGCUUCGGAUGAACCUUUCUUGGUGGACUUUCAAGAUCCCAAGCGCAAAGUCCUCCAGCCGCAGAAAGAUCUUAACCUAUCAAUCAAGCAAUUAGUCUUGGAGUUGGUGACGAUAGAAGACAACAUUCUCAUGGACAUGCUAACAACUUCGCGAUUCCGUAUCCUAGCGCCGGGUGUCCUAAAAAGACUUGCCAUCAUCACCGCCUCUUGUAACGACUUUAUCUGGAAGAGGAUCCAAAUUUUUCUAGAAAUCCCCGAAGUCAGGGACUCUGUAUCCGAACUGCACUUGGGCGAGGACUACGGAUACUCUGACGGCAAGGGAUCCCGCAUGACCGAGGAACAUCUCAACAUUCGACUUCCAUAUUGUGAAAGUCUCGACUUGUCCCUCUGUGUUGAAGAUUGGGCGCUCAACCAACGUCUGUCGGUAUGGUUUGCGAAAGCUCUCCGGUGCAUCUCUCCUCAGUAUACCCCAAUCAAAAAAUUGUCAUUAGUCUUCACGUUCAGGUUCAUAGGAGUGACACUGGACAACAUAUCGGACGACCAAAGCGAGCUUUGGGCUAGCCUAGAUGAUGCGCUUUGUACCCAUGAGCUCACUACUCUGGCGGAGAUCCAUUUCCGUUUGCAGAUUAAAAGCAAUUUCAACUCCGACACAGAAGAAAAGGGCGACUAUGAACGUGCAAGUGACGAAGAUUCUCAGACCCAGGAGGACAGACGUCAAAUAGAACAAGCCAAGCAAGACGAGGUGGAGCGACGUGAGAGGAGAAAGGCGGAGAGGAAGGCCUGGCUCGAUGAGUUCAAAGACAAGGCUGAAGAAUGGGUGUUCAGGGUCUGUCUUCCCAAGGCCAAUGCCAUGUAUGGCUUCCAUGGCUCCGGAUCGGCUAAAAACAACAUUGCAACCUCUGUGGACUUCUCAACCAACAUCAUCCCCGUUUUCGAUAUGGAUGCUAUUUUGAGGAAUUAAA
Desarmillaria tabescens is the source of this 1783-nucleotide messenger RNA. RefSeq lists its product as uncharacterized. The transcript is spliced from 6 exons. The record is from RefSeq and is a predicted model, not a curated record. NCBI's taxonomy places the organism in Eukaryota, Fungi, Basidiomycota, Agaricomycetes, Agaricales, Physalacriaceae. The coding region runs from base 232 to 1782 and encodes 516 amino acids.